Molecule: messenger RNA, 822 nt
Organism: Brassica oleracea var. oleracea
Lineage: Eukaryota; Viridiplantae; Streptophyta; Magnoliopsida; Brassicales; Brassicaceae
Exons: 2
Coding region: 1-822 (273 amino acids)
Source: RefSeq, a predicted model, not a curated record
AUGCAGGUUUCGGUCCCUAACUUUACUAUUUUGCCGGACCAAUACAAGGAUGAUCAUUAUUUUGGUACGAUAUGGUCUUCUCUGCAAGCUGGUCUCCGGUCCGAGUUUCUGCUACACGAGGGUUACAUUUUUCGAGGUUCGCAGCUGUGUCUUCCGGACAGUAGUCUUCGCCUCAAGGUUAUUAAGGAGUUACAUGAGGAAGGUCACGUCGGCCGCGACCGUACACUUCAAUUGGUGAUGGAGUCUUACUUUUGGCCCUCCUUACGUCGCGAUGUCUAUAGGUUUGUCGCGCGUUGUGUUGUUUGCCAAAGGUCUAAGGGUCACGCUUCUAACAGUGGAUUGUAUCUUUCGCUCCCAAUACCAACGCAACCUUGGACUGAUGAUUCGGUGUUGUGUCAAGUCGAGUUUGCUCAUAACCAUGCAGUCAACAAAAGUACUCGUUUCAGUCCCUUCAGAGUUGUUUACGGCAUAGUUCCUCGCGGCUCCAAUGAUCUUGGUCUAGCUCCGGAUCUUUCUCGCGACCAUGGCCAGGCAAUUGACUUUGUGGCUGAUAUUUCUUCGAUUCAUGCUAAAGUCCAUGAUAACUUGCAGCUUUCUUCUGCGAAGUAUAAAGCUAGUGCUGAUCGACAUCGAAGGGAUUUACAGUUCCGAGUUGGUGAUCUUGUUUGGGCGGUCUUGACGCGUGAACGUUUUUCUCCAGGUGAUUAUAACAAGCUUAAGUCUCGCAAAGUUGGUCAUUUAGAAUUUUUGAGAAGAUCAACGCAAAUGCCUAUCGUCUGCAGUUACCACCGGAAGCUCAAUAUUCUGAUGUCUUCAACGUGA